AUGAGUGUACAAGGACGUGAUACUUCGUGCGUCUUUUGUAAAAUCGCAAACGGAACGGAUAGUUCAAAUACCAUUCGGAUGGAGAGGGAACUCGUGGUGCUCUUUAAUGAUAAAUAUCCCAAGUCCAGUUACCACUACCAAUGCAUUUCAAGGAAGCAUAUCAGAAACAUUAGUCAUCUAACCAAGCUGGACUUACCGCUAUUGGAAGAGAUGAAAAGUUGUGCUGUCGAAUUUCUUCUGGAGAACCACAAGUCGGAUAUAUCACACUUUCGCCUAGGCUUUCACCGCCCUCCUUUCAACAGUGUCCAUCACUUGCACUUGCAUGUGAUCGGUCCACUUCGUUAUUCAGUGCAUGAAAUCAUGUUUAAUCCUCGAAUGGGCAUCUUCGUUCCGAACCGAAUGGCAAUUUUGGAUAUCAUAAGUUGGGCGCUAACGAAUGCACUGUUGGUCUAUAAAGUGCUCACAUCCAAUCAAGGAACCAAUUAUGAGUGUUUUGAACGUAUCUGUAGACUGCAGCAGACGAUACCGAACUUGAGUUCUACAUUUUCAAUUCCAGUGGUUUGUAUAUUAAUUGGAUUGUUGACCACCUUCCGAAUAUAA
This is a messenger RNA of Opisthorchis viverrini, 600 nucleotides long. RefSeq lists its product as hypothetical. The coding region runs from base 1 to 600 and encodes 199 amino acids. NCBI's taxonomy places the organism in Eukaryota, Metazoa, Platyhelminthes, Trematoda, Opisthorchiida, Opisthorchiidae. Gene Ontology annotation, molecular function: catalytic activity. The record is from RefSeq and is a predicted model, not a curated record. The transcript is spliced from 5 exons.